This is a messenger RNA of Colletotrichum paranaense, 303 nucleotides long. RefSeq lists its product as uncharacterized. Lineage: Eukaryota; Fungi; Ascomycota; Sordariomycetes; Glomerellales; Glomerellaceae. The transcript has a single exon. Bases 1 to 303 code for a protein of 100 amino acids. The record is from RefSeq and is a predicted model, not a curated record.
AUGCAAAUGCCUGCCUGUGGAUUGUCGCAAGAGAGGUCCCUUGGUGUUGUACCUGGGACCCCGGGCCUCCUUUAUUUUGUGCCGUACGGAAUACCACGGAUACUUCAAUGUGGAUUUGCGAAUAGAAGCUUCCCGACAAGGCCCUGGUCCGAACGAGCAGACUACCACCUCGAAUAUGUGCUAGUCAACCUUAGUGCCCGCUUGGCAAAAGUCGUGCGUCCGGCUUGUCUGCUCCUUCUCACCUUCCUCCCCACGGCUCUGUGCCCCGGGGCUUUUUUGAAUAUGAACCGUCAACUUCUCUGA